GACUCCACGUCUGUCCAAUCAAUCCUCUCUUGGUGCGCCCUGUCCUGGUUGGCUUGCUGCCCUUCUCGGUCAGGCACUCUUGAUCGCCUCGGUAUUCCAGCGAAUCAACAGCUCUACGAAUGUUUCUGCCUGAGUGAUGGUGCUGCUUUUCCUUGCCAGAGGCACCACGUGUUCCUGGGAAAUAGCACGAUUGCUAUCAAGCACGCGCUGAGGUCGCAGCCACUGUACAUGAACUAGCGAGAUCUCGAUAACCUUCGUUCUCCAAGACUUGUUAUGUUGUAUCAGCAGGCACACACCCUCACUCAUCAUGUCCAGCCCAAAAACUCCAUGCCAUUCGAGGGAGGAAUGGGAGGCAUGGAAAGCAGCCAUUGGGCGCAUGUACUUGGACGAUAACAAGACUUGCAGAGAGAUCAAGGCGUAUCUUGACAAGGCACAGUUCAGCUGCACUGAGAGGCAGAUCAAGAAUCGACUGAGCGAAUGGAAGUUUGAGUGCAAAAAGACCCCCGCACAGCAUUACAUGGCCAUGCUGUCCGUUACGAUUGCUUUGGCACAUCGGGGCUUUGACGUGGUCUUCGACGUGCCGAAGAGACUAGCCAGAGAGGACUUUACUGUCAAAAAGGUCAAGAAAGAAUGCGACAGGAUCCGGAAGAAAUGUGAUAAGGAUCGCACUACCUUUGCCAUACCUUCUCCUGAAGCUGCUGAACGGGCCUUGCACGAUGCCAACAUACACUGGAAAGCCAUUGCCCAAGAACAUCAGCCGGGCUUAGUCACGCAGCCUUGUCCUCACCCCGACACCACUGUCGAUGGAUAUGGUCUCGGGCAGCAGUACGUAGCACCAAGUCUGUACGAGUCCACCGGAAGCCAGGAAUAUUUCCCCGAUGGCCGAGCAUCUACAGUCCACAGCUUUUCCACAAUUCACAGAUCGCCUGGAUCCUCGACUCGCAGCUCGCCGAAUUCAGAUGGCAGCCAGAAGAGUUCUCCACGAUCGCCAAGUUCUCCUGGCACGGUCUACAGCGAUGACAGUCCAGAGACUCCCCAACCCAUCCGGAGUCCGACUGAGUCGUUGAAUGCCGGAGCUCCGCCAAAUGUGGAAGUAACUAAUUGCUCCAUCGCGUUACUCACCACAAAAUCUGGACACGGGCAGACGAGUAGUAGCCUUUGUCGAUCAAUCCCUGCUCCCUAUGGCAUUCCUGAAGCUGCAAAUGCCGUCGACGAUCAAAACCCAGCUCGGCCAUGCAAGAACCUGGACGCUGUCAAUAUGGCUUCUUCGGCCAAUGCGCAGAUUCUGGCAACAAUAUUGGACACUAGAGCCGCAGUCUCGCAGAUUUCAAAGCUAUAUUGCAAAGCCGAGCCGAGCGAGGACUUCGAUUUCUCUGAAGCGCUUGACUCCAUGAAAGUCGAAGACGAUUGUUCAGAUGGCGUCUCUACAUCUGCAAAAUCGACCACAAGCAACCAUAAGAUGAACGCCUGCCGAUGGGCUGCACCCUAUUAUUCGCAAUGCUUCAAGAACAACUCCGACAAAACCACUGGCGACCGAAGCAAAUUCCAGGCCAUGCAAAUGUUGAAGCAAUGCCUGAAAGAAGACAAUCCUUGGGUGUAUCCUUGCCUUAUCUGGAUGGUAUUAGUUCUCGGAUCACAUUGCAGGAUGCAAGAGCUCGCCAGCUUUGUGCAUGCCAGCUGCGAAAUCAUCGACCAGGAUCCUAAUAUGCACGAAAGCUUCACUUUUGCAGCCCCGUUCCAUUAUACGUUGGCUUUCACCACGGGCAAUGACAGUGACAUGAACUACUGGGGCAACUGCCUUCCCCGCGCAUACGAGCAGAUUCAACACAUCUGGGGUGAAAGACAUCCAAAUUUUCUUGUGAUUGCGCAUUUCUAUGCAUGGCAUCAACUCCGACGUGGGAACUACGAUUGUGGCAUUCCGCUCUUAAGACGUUGCUUACCUAUAUGUGAGCAGGUCAUGGGUCGCCACAGUCUAGUGACCAUCAAUGGCUUGGUCAUGAUUUCUCGUGCUCUGGAAGAAACACAAAACUUCCGAUGGGCGAUCGAAUACCUGCAGACUGCCCUAGAUCGCCUCAACGGCCAAAGACCAGACCUGGAAAAGUUCCGGCUAACAUUGCUUCAAAGGCUUGCCGAAAUCAAGUUGCGCCACACUGAUGACCUGCAAACUGCGGAAGCCCAGCUCUUCAAAGUCCUGUAUGGCCGCGGCUUCCUAGGCGGCCUGGAUGAGAGAUCCACUUGGUCUACAGUUCACAGCUUAUGUGAAGUCUUUAACAAAACCGGCCGAGCUCGACAGGCUAUUGAACUGCUCGAUUACUGUACGAAGCGGCUUGACUGGGAGCGCACGCGAGAUUGGUGCAUUGAACACCAGAAAGAGCCACCUCCUCCGCCAUGGUGGUGGCCUUGUGAACUCUACGAGGUUACUGGAGAGCAGAGUUCCUUUCUGUUCAACUGAUGUUCGAGCAGAUGAUGCUGAAUUCUCGCAGAUGUCUGUGGUAUUAUUCCUUCCUACAAACUUCACGGCCAAUUGGCGUAUCAAUGGGCGUGCUUCGGAGAUUCCAAGAGAAAGGUGGUAAUACAACCGCAGCAAGGCAUUGUUAUAUGG
Exophiala viscosa is the source of this 2602-nucleotide messenger RNA. RefSeq lists its product as uncharacterized. Lineage: Eukaryota; Fungi; Ascomycota; Eurotiomycetes; Chaetothyriales; Herpotrichiellaceae. Bases 308 to 2452 code for a protein of 714 amino acids. The transcript has a single exon. The record is from RefSeq and is a predicted model, not a curated record. Gene Ontology annotation, molecular function: protein binding.